AUGGCUGGAGGAGGCAAUAUCAAAGUAGUUGUAAGAUGUCGUCCGCUCAACGCGAGAGAACUUGCCCGAGGAGCGACAGGCCUUAUUCGGAUGGAGGGCAAUCAAACCAUUCUUAGUCGUCCUCCGGAUAGCAAAACAGGCAAAGAAUCUGAAGAUAUCAAGGCAUUCACCUUUGACAAGUCAUAUUGGUCCGCUGACAAGAAUGCUCCAAACUAUGCCGAUCAACAAACGGUGUAUAAUGAUUUGGGAGAGGAUCUAUUGAAUCACGCAUUUGAUGGAUACAAUUGCUGUAUUUUUGCUUAUGGUCAAACUGGUUCAGGAAAAUCAUACUCAAUGAUGGGUUAUGGUGAUGACCAUGGUAUCACGCCAAGGACAUGCAGCGAAUUAUUUGAGCGCAUCAAAGCCAACGAUGAUGAGAACCUGACGUAUCGUGUGGAGGUGUCCUACAUUGAAAUCUACAAUGAGAAGGUGCGGGAUCUCUUGAAUCCAAAGAACAAAGGCAACCUUAAGGUCCGUGAGCAUCCCAGUACUGGUCCCUAUGUUGAAGAUCUUUCACGUCUCGUCGUAAAAUCCUUUGAUGAUAUCAACCACCUCAUGGAUGAAGGCAACAAGGCGAGAACGGUGGCUGCUACCAACAUGAAUGAGACAUCUUCGCGUUCACAUGCCGUGUUCACUUUACAUCUCACCCAAAAGCGUAAAGAUGAAUUGACCAAGCUUGAGACAGAAAAGGUGGCUAGAAUCAGUUUGGUGGAUUUGGCUGGUAGUGAACGUGCCAAUAGUACUGGUGCGACAGGUGCUCGUCUCAAGGAAGGUGCUAAUAUCAAUCGAUCAUUGACAACACUCGGCAAGGUCAUUGCUGGCUUGGCUGAACAAUCCAUGAACGAGGGCAAGAAGAAAAAGAAAGAAGCCUUUAUUCCUUAUCGUGAUUCGGUCCUCACGUGGUUAUUGAAAGAUUCAUUGGGUGGCAACUCAAAGACGGCCAUGAUUGCAGCCAUUUCACCAGCCGAUUAUGAUGAGACAUUGAGUACGCUUCGUUAUGCCGAUCAAGCCAAGAAGAUCAGAAACAAGGCUGUUGUGAAUGAGGAUCCAAACGCAAAGAUGAUUCGUGAGCUCAAGGAUGAGUUGGAAGUGUUGCGUGAUCGACUACGAACAUAUGCACCUGAGGAAGUUGAGCAGCUGACAGCAAAGAGCUCGUACAAGAACAAUGAUGCCAAAGGUCGACAAAAUUCGAUGCCUGUGUUUUCGAAAUCAGCUUUGAAUAAGGCACAACAACAGCUGGAGAUUGAGAUCACGGAUAGCCAAGGCACAAAGAAAAAGAUGACGCGACAAGAGAUUGUGGAUCAGCUACAGAGCUCUGAAAAGUUAUUGGCCAAUUUGAAUGAGACAUGGGAGGAAAAGUUGAAAAAGACGGAGCAAAUCCAUGUCGAACGUGAAAAGGCGUUGGAAGAAUUGGGUAUUGCAGUACACAAAAACAACGUUGGCGUCUAUGCUCCAAAGAAAAUGCCGCAUUUGGUGAAUUUGAACGAGGAUCCUCUCAUGUCAGAAUGUCUCAUGUAUCAAAUCAAACAUGGCAUCACCAAAGUGGGUCGAGAUGACAGCGAUGAUCCCCCUGAUAUUCGACUUUCUGGAUCCAAUAUUCAAGAUGGCCAUUGCUAUUUUGAGAACAACAAUGGAGUUGUCACCAUCCAUCCCAAUGGCGAUUCAGUGACAAUGGUCAAUGGCAUGCGUAUUUCCGAGCCUCGUCGUCUACGUAGUGGAUAUCGCAUUAUCCUUGGUGAUUAUCAUAUUUUCCGCUUCAACCAUCCUGAAGAAGUACGACGUGAACGAGGUUUACAAAAGACUGCUGUUGAGAAAGCUGCCAUGGGAGGCAAUAGUCCAUCACCUACAAGCGAUAGCGUUGAUCAUGAUGAGCGACCUGGAUCACCCACUGAGACAGCUAGCAUGAUUGGAUCUGAAGUUAUCGAUUGGAAUUACGCACGCCGUGAAGCUGUACUCAAGUAUUACGCCAACGAGAGCAACUUUGGUGAUAUGAAGGAUGAGGAUUUGGAAAAGCUCUAUGAUGAUAUCACUCGAAUUCGCAACAAUCGCCGAACAACGAGAUCUGAAAGUCGCACUGAUAACUAUGAUGAUGAUUCUUCGGGUGACUCCUAUCGCAACUCCAUGUCAGUGGCCACAGUGCUCAAUGACGGGCUCGAGAGCGUAUGCACUGAAACCACUGUACACAGCGAACUUGAGGAAAAGUUUCGAGUUGAAAAGGAAAAGCUGCAAAAGGAAUUGGUGAAUCAAAAGCGCAACUACGAAGCUGAAAUUACACGCAUGUCACGCCAAUUUUCGCAACAGCUCAUGACCAACGGCCCACCAGGAGGAUACACUGAACAACAAAUCGCAUUAGCACGCAAGGUGGCAGCACAGUGGAAAGGGUUACGUUAUGUCGCCAUGGCUGAAGUCGUGUUGACAAAUGCCGUGAUGCUCAAGGAAGCCAAUAUUAUUUCACGCGAGCUUAAUAAGGAUGUGCUGUAUCAGUUUACGAUCAUUGAAGACGGCCAAUUUUCGAAUCCAAUGUCCUAUUGGGAGACGACAUCAGCAUUGCACCAAUUUGAGACGGAUGAAGAUACCACAUUGAUAUCCACACCAAAACCAUGCAUUGGCGUGCGUGUGAUUGAUCGCAAGCACCAAGUUGUUUAUGUAUGGUCGCUUGAACGACUUAAAUUGCGACUACACAAAAUGCGUAAUCUCUACAACUUUGUUGAUCGACCCAUGUACCGCAGCCAUUUCAAUUGGGAAGAUCCCUUCUUUGAAGAUCCAUGUCCAAAAUAUUCAUUUAUUGGCAGCGCUUCUACAUCGAUUCGUAACCUUGCAUUACAACAACCUUACGAGAGCAACAUGGAGAUUAUUUGUCGUACCACAGGUCAAAUCAAAGGCAUGUUACGUGCGAUCAUUUCACCUAUUGCACGAUCAGUCGCUAUCAAGGGCCCAGAAGCAAGGAUUUCAUUAUCCGAUCUCGACAAUGAGGAAGUGGAUCAAGAAGACGAUGAAGUGGAUGACGAUGGAUUCAUGCUACGAGUUGGCCAACAAUUACUUUUUGAGAUUCGAUUGGUUGAAUUGACAGGCAUCAUUGAUGCUGAUUACCAAGAUGUGCAUGUGCAAUUCAAGCUAUCAUCAUUUGGCGGUAUCCCAGAGCACUCCACAGCUGAAAAGGUGUUUGCGACGGAUCCUAUCAGUGACUUUGAGAAUGGACCUAUUCGCCUUGAUCACAGCCAAACUAUUUCUCUGGUGGUGACACGAAGUGUGAUGGAUGUAUUAAUGCAAGGCAUGAUUUCAUUCGAGAUCUUUGGCGUGGCACAAAAUCGUGUAUUAUCGCAACAUGAGCGAUGGGAUGAUCAGCGUGAAAAGCCAAGGUUGGCAGAUUUACUUGCAGCAAAUCGACCCAUGAAUGGCUCCUCAAGCACUCUAAGUAAUGGCAGCACAACGCAUCGUACAGCAGCAUCUGAUCAAGCAUCCAUUCACUCAAAUCACACAGCUAAUGGCACCCUUGAACGACGCUCUGAAGAGGAACUUCUCGCUGCUGAACGACAUGAUGUACUUUCAUGGGCACAAAUAUGCGAACUAUCACCGAAUGGCGACUAUGUGCCUGUGCCUGUCACCUCACACAAUGCACUUGACAGGGGUGUAUUUACGCUGCGUCAAGGUCUUCAACGUCGUAUUUGCUUGACAUUGUCACAUACCUCAGGGCGUCAAUUUGAAUGGAGUCGGAUAUCGCGUGCGAGUGUGGGACGAGUACGACUCUUGGAUCCGAAAGGAAGGAUUAUUGAUGCACCAGCACAUGACGACAUUCCUAUCAAGCUCCUGUCACAACAAAGCGUGGUGUACAACAAUGAUGGCACAAGUCAGCUGACCGCUCAGGGUGCGUGGGAUAGUUCACAGCAUGAAUGUUUAUUUUUGAACCGUAUCACAGCCCACAAUACUCGAAUCUUGCUCAACUUGAGAUGGGAAAUUGAGGCAGCAAAGUGCUCCAAACCUGUUCAGUUUAGCAUGGACAUUGCUGUUCGUAUCCAUGGUCGUGAUGGUGCUGCUUCUUCUGGUACUCGCUCUCGUUUACGAAAAUUGCUUGGUGCAUCCACUGAAAAGCAGUUACCCAAAUGCAGUGCCAUGUUCCUUGUUCAUUUACGACCCCCCAUGACACGCCGACUUAGCCAAUUGUGGCGUCUGAAUACCGUAUCCAAAUAUGUGCGAGGUGAAGAAUAUCUUGGAAGUUGGCGGCCUCGUGGUGUAUCCUUGGUCAAUGAUUAUAAACACAUCCGUGAACGCAUUCGUCGCAAGGAAGCUGUUGCUUUUACAAAACAAGUGCUCACCUUACAGCAACAAAGGAAGCAGCUACCUCCGUUAGCUAUCCAUGGUGCUUCAUCAUCCUCUUCAGCAGCAGAUGCCGACGAUGCAUUAUCAGAACGACAAGCUGCUUUAGCACAAAAAGUGCUUGAUCUUUGGAAGCAAAAAUAUGGUACUCAUAAAGAGAUUGUGAUUAGUCAAGAUCCACCCAUACCCGGCAUGCCUGAUUUUGAUUUACGGCAAGAAGAACGAGACUGUUCCAAAUUGCUCGCUGAAGUAAAAUUGGUCACUCAAAGCGACAAUGUAUCUAAACGAGGAUAUUUGACAUACCAAGAAAGUGCCGUUCAUGACAAAUGGAUCAAGUUGUGGUUCGUUGUUCGUCGACCCUAUAUAUAUAUUUACAUGGAUCAAUCGGAAACGGAUGAGCAAGGCGUUAUCAAUAUUUCAUCGGUGCGCAUAGAUUACAACCAAGCCUUGGAGCAAAUGAUAGAGCGAUCCAAUGUAUUCGCCCUUUAUACCAGCAACAAUGCAUACACAUUACAAGCCUCGUCAAGAGCAGAUAUGAUCGAUUGGAUAUCCAAGAUUGACCAGAUGUUUCCCAUUGAAAAACUGAAAAAUGAUACACUUUGA
Lichtheimia ornata is the source of this 4956-nucleotide messenger RNA. RefSeq lists its product as uncharacterized. The transcript is spliced from 10 exons. Gene Ontology annotation, biological process: microtubule-based movement. NCBI's taxonomy places the organism in Eukaryota, Fungi, Mucoromycota, Mucoromycetes, Mucorales, Lichtheimiaceae. Gene Ontology annotation, molecular function: microtubule motor activity; ATP binding; microtubule binding. The coding region runs from base 1 to 4956 and encodes 1651 amino acids. The record is from RefSeq and is a predicted model, not a curated record.